Molecule: messenger RNA, 1265 nt
Organism: Cyprinus carpio (common carp)
Lineage: Eukaryota; Metazoa; Chordata; Actinopteri; Cypriniformes; Cyprinidae
Product: coenzyme Q-binding protein COQ10 homolog, mitochondrial-like
Exons: 5
Coding region: 137-874 (245 amino acids)
Biological process (GO): ubiquinone biosynthetic process; cellular respiration
Cellular component (GO): mitochondrion
Molecular function (GO): ubiquinone binding
Source: RefSeq, a predicted model, not a curated record
GCUCUUAAUAGCAAAGCGACUCCACUAUCGUGAGUUCCAGCGGAGCCGCCGCUUAUUAGGGCCAUUGACACAGUUAUCAUCGUGCAGGGAUUUUUCGGCAAAGUUCCAGUGAUUUUAAAAGCUCCCAAUAGCAAAAAUGGCAAAGAAGGCCACUUCGCUUUUAGCACGGGCUCUGGAGAUGUCAGAAAGACAGUCGUGCGAUGUCAUGAGGAGAAACUCCAACUGCACCAUCAGACAUUUGAGCUCAUGUGGUAUCUUAGCUACGAGGCGGGUAAGCUUAGGCCUACCUCCUCCUCCAGCAUCUUCUCAGAUGGUGCCCACCCGGAGCUUUAUUGGAUUUUUAUUAACUUUUAUGUCGCUACUACAAGUUAAUUCUCAUUUAGCAAUAUCCUUGUUGACACAAGUUGAUUUUCCCUCUAGUUACUCACCCGAGCAAAUGUACAACAUUGUUGCCAGUGUGGACCAGUACCAGCAGUUUGUGCCUUGGUGCAAGAAGUCAAAGGUAACGAGGGGGCGGAAUGGGGACAUGAGAGCUCAGCUUGAAAUCGGGUUCCCCCCGAUCAUUGAACGCUACACCUCUGAGGUCACAGUCAUCCCGAACCACCAAGUCCGAGCACUGUGUACAGACGGGAUGCUCUUUAAUCACCUUGAGACAUUGUGGCGAUUUACUCCUGGAGCUGCUGGCCAGACUGAAUCCUGCAAUGUAGAGUUCUUUGUGUCAUUUGAGUUCAAAUCUUUGCUCCACUCACAGUUAGCGACAGUAUUUUUUGAUGAGGUGGUCAAACAGAUGGUUAACGCUUUCGAGACGCGAGCAACCAAACUUUAUGGCACCGGUGUUCAUCAACAGAAGACUUCACUCAGAAGAACAACUUAAGAGCAACGUUAAAACGGACACAAGGACAUACAUGAAUCACAAACUUUGUUAAAAUGUUCUGGAGAAGAACAGCUCCUCUUUUUUAAUCCAGUUUGUUGGAUUUUGGAUUGUAAAUGCCAGCUCAAUUUUUAGCUGGAAACAAAUUGAGAAGCCUAUUUAUUUAAACCAAGACAGAUCUAAUUUAUUUUGAUGAGUGUGUGUAUAAUUUAUAUAUCAUCUUUGGAGUGAAAGAGGAAGAUGAUUGCAGUAAAACGUGUUGAGGAUGGAUGCUUUUUUAUAUUUAUGAUCAUUAUAUUCACAAGGUUGACCAAAGGGAAACAAAAUCAUCUCCAAAUUAUUAUUGAGUGCACUUUUUCCAGACUUGUAAUAAAACAAUAAUAUAUUUUCUUAA